AUGACAUUGAAUCAAGACGUAGCUCUGUCCAGCAAGGACACUGUCUCUAUCGAUAAAGAUAUGGGCGCUGUGGCCAUUACGGAUGUUCCAAGCCCCGCAAGCCUCCAAACAUUCGAUUCCGAUGAGCUUUUUCUUCACUCAUGGCGUCUGGCGGCUGUCAUUGGGUCUUUAUGCUUGGGAAUCUUUCUUCUAGCAUUGGAUAUGAAUAUUAUUGCUGUUGCAAUUCCCAGAAUUACAUCUGAUUUUCAUGCAUUGAAUGAUGUGGCCUGGUAUGGUUCGGCAUAUCUUCUUACCGUUACAGCAUUCCAACCUUUGUUUGGUAACCUGUACAAAUACUUCGAUCCUAAGAUCGUUUACAUGGGAUCAAUAGCUUUAUUUGAAUUGUGUUCUAUAUUAUGUGCGGCAGCCCCUUCCUCCAGUGUUCUCAUCGGAGGCCGAUCUGUUCUUGGUUUCGGUGCAGCGGGAAUCUAUCAAGGAAGUUUGGCCAUCGUCAACUUUGUGGUUGAACUCGAAAAGAGGCCUAUGUACCAAGGCAUAGUCAUCAGCUCUUUUGCUAUUAGCGUGUGUAUUGGCCCUGUGCUCGGUGGGGUCUUCACUGAUAAAGCCUCCUGGAGAUGGUGCUUUUGGAUUAACGUACCUAUGGGCGCUGUUGUACUUGUUUUUAUCGUACUAUUCUUUCGAAUCAAAGGCGUACGAAAUUCGAACCGUGCCUUAGAUCUUCCAACAAAAUUGAAACGUAUGGAUAUUGGCGGAGUCCUACUAUUUCUCGGAGCCAUAUAUUGCCUUCUUCUAGCAUUGCAAUGGGGUGGGCAGACUGUGCCAUGGAAAUCAUCCAAAGUUAUUGGUCUAUUCAUUGGCUUUGGCUUACUCAUGAUAUCCUUCGGCAUCCUACAAUGGAAACGAGGCGAACAUGCCACAAUUCCCUUGCGUAUUCUUCGACAAAGAUCAAUUCUCAUGGGCAGCAUAUUCCUCAUGACAUUUGGCAUGAUGAGCUUUGUUUAUGCCUAUUAUCUACCCAUUUACUUCCAAUCCAUCCAAGGUGUUACAGCAAUCCAAAGUGGUACCCGAUUCAUCGCGAUAGUCCUUCCUCAAAUCAUUGGCCUGUCACUUACUGGAGUUGUGGUUACAAAAUGGGGAUACUACGUUCCAUAUAUGAUUCUUGGAACGAUUAUCGCAAUGGUCGGUGCCGGCCUCCUUACUACGAUUGAUACCAACACAUCCACGGUCAAAUGGGCUGCAUACAUGGUAAUCAAUGGAUGGGGAACUGGAAUGGCACAGCAGCUUCCAUAUACCGCACUGCAAAUUGUUUUGAGUGAAGAAGACGCUCCUACUGGAAAUGCCAUUGCGGUAUUCAUGUAUCAGAUUGGUUCUUCCGUCUCUGUCUCCAUCGCACAAUCUCUCUUUCUGUCAAGACUACAAACCAGCGUACCAGCUCAUACCACUGCUGUAUCAGCAGAAGCAGUUAUUAAAGUUGGCGCCAGUGGCUUACAGGAUUUAGCCGGUGGCUCGGAGAUUGUGUUGACUGCCUUGAGAGAAGCAUACACCAUUGCUAUUAGAGAUGCAAUGUAUUACGCUUUGGCGGCAGCAUGUUUGUCUUUGCCAUUUGCUUGCGGAAUGCAAUGGUUCAACCUCAAAAAGGUCGCAGAGGAGAGAAGAAGAGAAAAGGACGAGGGGAAGUCAGUUGGGCUAGAAAACUCGAACAUGAUGAACAGUGUCAUUGGUUCUGAGAAAGUUUGA
Messenger RNA from Botrytis byssoidea, 1737 nucleotides. RefSeq lists its product as uncharacterized. NCBI's taxonomy places the organism in Eukaryota, Fungi, Ascomycota, Leotiomycetes, Helotiales, Sclerotiniaceae. The record is from RefSeq and is a predicted model, not a curated record. The coding region runs from base 1 to 1737 and encodes 578 amino acids. Gene Ontology annotation, biological process: transmembrane transport. The transcript has 3 exons. Gene Ontology annotation, molecular function: transmembrane transporter activity.